Molecule: messenger RNA, 1520 nt
Organism: Theobroma umbraticum
Lineage: Eukaryota; Viridiplantae; Streptophyta; Magnoliopsida; Malvales; Malvaceae
Product: F-box/LRR-repeat/kelch-repeat protein At1g09650-like
Molecular function (GO): protein binding
Source: RefSeq, a predicted model, not a curated record
UAAUGUACUGGCAGGGGAAGUGAAUAGUGAUAAAAAAAUAGAGCAAAAGACAAAAAAAACCCAGCAUUGGCAUUACCGCAAGAAUAGAAGUAUAAAGUCCAUCGCCGCCUGUACUGACAAGAGGGAAAUUGAGAGAAAUAAUGGCAGGCCGCGGCAGAACAAGCCGGCAAAACAAGGAUAAUUGGCCUCAAGAUCUUCUCCUUUCGAUCUUGGCUACCCUUCCUGCCAAGUCUUUGUUGCGAUUCAAAUGCGUGUCCAAGCAUUGGCGAUCACUGAUCAUCAACCCUGGUUUCAUCGAACAACAUCUUGAAAACCAACAGAAAAAAGAGUACCCUCAAUUGAUAUUUGCCUCUGGAACUACAACCGAAAUAGUUUUGGGAUCCGUGGACAUCGUCGAUGUUGAAGUUGAUGAUGAAGAAGGAGCAAAGACCAGGAAAGGUUUCAAACGAAGAUCUUUGAAUAUCUGUCAUCUUCCACCUGAUGGUUACUGCAUGUCCAAUUCUUGUGAUGGAAUUCUUUGCUUCUUUGGGGAAACUAAUGUCUUUGUUUACAAUCCCGGAACUAGAGAGUUUCGGAUUCUUCAGAUGGGAAAGAAGAGAUCUUCCCGUGGUCCUUCCUACUCUUCUGAUUGCUUCGGACAACGAUUUCCAGCACAUCAAUUAGUAGGGUUUGGUCGUGAUCAAGUUACAAAAGAAUGCAAAAUUAUACGAUUGUUUAUACCUAUAGAGGAACAAGAAAACCAUAUUCAUGAGUGCGAGGUUUUUACAUUGAGUUCAGAUGCUGGGGCUUCAUGGAGGGCUCUUGGCGUAGUUGGUUACUUCAUUAGGCCAGCACAACAACCUGUCUUUGUCAAUGGAGCACUUCACUGGAUCCUUGACGUCAGACAUGCUAACCCUUCCGAGGUGAUCGUCUCCUUCGAUCUCCAUACUGAGAAAUUCCAAGCAAUAUCGCACCCGAGUUGUUGCUCAGAAGCCUCAGAUCGUCGUAUGCAGCAUUUUAUGGGGUUACUAUCUUUGAGAAGCUCUCUAUGUCUAGUACAAUCAGAAUACAGGCUGCGACUGAAUAUAUGGAUAAUGAAUCAAAGCAAUGGAGUUUGGGAGAAACUGUUUACUAUUGAUUUGGGAUUGAUGAAUUAUAGAACUCCAUUGGCAUUUCCAAUAGCAGAACUCAAGGAUGGAACCUUUUUUGUUUCCCAUUUUGGGGAGAACUUGCAAAUAUAUGAUCCAGAGAGCCAAAGUUUUAGUGAAGUAUUGAUACAACAUGAAAGAAGGGUUGUGUCCUAUGCAUACUCUGAAAGUUUAGUCCCUCUUUAUGGAGAGCCACUGGUGUAUUGAUCGAGUUGUAAAUAAUAUGUAUUAAUUUUUUUAUGUGAAAAGCUGGAAUUUGAUUCAUUGCUUCAAUGAAGUCAGCAAAAAACUACCAUUUUUGUGGUGCUGGUAGGGCUAUACGACAACCCAGUAGGCAGGCAUACCUGCCAAUUCUAAGUAGAGUGUCAGGACUCCUCCCCAAUGGAUCUCAAA